UCAAAAGCUUUCCUUUCAGUAAUCACCAACUUAUUACAAAUCAAUCCCAAGAAACUUUUUUUAUUGAAUCUAGACCCCAAACCCCACCAUGCAGAUCUCUUCAGUGAAGCUCAGAACUCCGGCUUUCGCGUCGCCGGAGUUCUUGAGCCGGAGGUGCCUCAUAAAGUCUCACUCUUUAUCACUACCCAAUUUCCACAAUGCCCAAAAAACCGCUUCUUCUUCCUCUUCCUCUUCCCUCAAACCCCUUCACAUAUCUUCCGGGGACUGUUUCGCAUUGGCGGGCAAAGCCGAGAAGGGAACCGCCGUCUGCAAGGCCUACGAGGCGGACCAGUCACGGCCUCUGGAAAUCAACAUUGAGUUGCCGGACCAGCAGGAGGCGGCCCAGAGGCUGAAAAUUGGUUUAUAUUUUGCUACCUGGUGGGCACUUAAUGUUGUGUUCAAUAUCUACAACAAGAAGGUUUUGAAUGUGUUUCCAUAUCCAUGGCUCACCUCCACGCUCUCCCUCGCAACCGGAUCGCUCAUGAUGCUCGUUUCAUGGGCCACCAGGAUAGCCGAGGCCCCGAAAACUGAUCUAGAUUUUUGGAAGACUCUGCUUCCGGUUGCGGUGGCACAUACAAUUGGGCAUGUUGCGGCGACUGUGAGCAUGGCGAAGGUGGCGGUUUCGUUCACUCACAUCAUCAAGAGCAGUGAGCCUGCAUUCAGUGUAUUGGUUUCGAGGUUCUUGUUAGGUGAAACGUUUCCUCUCCCAGUUUACCUCUCGCUCUUUCCGAUCAUUGGAGGAUGCGCGCUCGCUGCUGUUACCGAGCUCAAUUUCAACAUGAUUGGGUUCAUGGGGGCUAUGAUAUCGAACCUGGCAUUCGUGUUCAGGAAUAUAUUUUCGAAGAAAGGGAUGAAGGGCAAGUCUGUUAGUGGGAUGAACUACUAUGCUUGUCUGUCUAUGUUGUCUCUACUGAUCCUGAUUCCAUUUGCCAUCGCCGUGGAGGGACCCAAGAUGUGGGCUGCUGGAUGGAACACAGCUCUUGCGCAGAUCGGUCCCAACUUCGUAUGGUGGGUGGUGGCACAGAGUGUCUUCUAUCACUUGUAUAAUCAGGUUUCAUACAUGUCACUAGAUCAGAUAUCUCCCUUAACAUUCAGCGUUGGGAACACAAUGAAGCGGAUAUCCGUCAUAGUCGCGUCCAUCAUCAUCUUCCACACACCUAUCCAACCCGUCAACGCACUCGGAGCAGCCAUUGCAAUCCUUGGAACCUUCCUCUACUCACAAGGCAAGCAAUGAGGAAUGUUUGAAGAUGCCAAAGUUAGCUUGUAUGAUAGAUGAUGAAGAGAGACAAAGAGACUGCUCUUCCUAUGGAUAUGAAAGUGUGUAAGAAUCAAUCACAGGGUGUUUGAGUAUGGUCAGCCGAACUUCUUGGUCAUGGAUUCAUAGAGUUGGUUUACGGAAUCACAUACGCUCUGUUACGCGCCCGAUAUGGUUUAAUUAGAUUGCGUUCAUCGGUUGAGAAAUUGUAUUGUAAACUUUUGUAGUUAAUAAGAAGAAUGUUUGUUUUAAGGCAGAAUAAUAGUUGGAAAUUAAAUUUCAAUUCUCAAGUAGAACCAAUUUUCUCAA
Messenger RNA from Pyrus x bretschneideri (Chinese white pear), 1603 nucleotides. Its product is annotated as glucose-6-phosphate/phosphate translocator 2, chloroplastic. The coding region runs from base 89 to 1273 and encodes 394 amino acids. Gene Ontology annotation, biological process: transmembrane transport. Gene Ontology annotation, cellular component: Golgi apparatus; membrane. NCBI's taxonomy places the organism in Eukaryota, Viridiplantae, Streptophyta, Magnoliopsida, Rosales, Rosaceae. The transcript is spliced from 5 exons. The record is from RefSeq and is a predicted model, not a curated record. Gene Ontology annotation, molecular function: antiporter activity; triose-phosphate transmembrane transporter activity; phosphoglycerate transmembrane transporter activity.